This is a messenger RNA of Dendroctonus ponderosae (mountain pine beetle), 1498 nucleotides long. Its product is annotated as facilitated trehalose transporter Tret1-like. Gene Ontology annotation, molecular function: transmembrane transporter activity. The transcript is spliced from 4 exons. Gene Ontology annotation, cellular component: membrane. NCBI's taxonomy places the organism in Eukaryota, Metazoa, Arthropoda, Insecta, Coleoptera, Curculionidae. The record is from RefSeq and is a predicted model, not a curated record. The coding region runs from base 64 to 1479 and encodes 471 amino acids. Gene Ontology annotation, biological process: transmembrane transport.
UUUCAACUUUAUGACUGAAUUUUAUAAAAGCAGGCAUGAUAGUUUGGCUGGUUUAGUAAAGAAAUGACGGGCGAUAAGUUGAAAAGCCACAUGGAAAGCGGUAACCAGAUUGACCAGAAUGGGGGCAAACAGUGGCCGCAGAUUCUGGCGAUUUUGAUUCUUUCCAUUGGGUGCUUUACCACAGGAAUCCAGUUUUCGUGGAGUUCGCCCUUUUCACUGGUGAUAGUUCAGGACAAGGAAAACUACAACAUUACCGAAGCGGACACGGAAUUAUUCAUGCUUUUCCAGCCGAUUGGAAUGAUUGUGAUGACGAUUUUCGUGGUUCCGAUCAGCGAUCUGAUUGGCAGGAAAAAGUCCCUGCUGCUCAUUGCCCUUCCUCAUAUUUUGACCUGGACAAUCGGGAUUGUGGGGACCAGCAAGUGGGAGUUUUACAUUUCGCGAUUUAUUGCUGGAUUUGGAGACGCCGCUGUCUUCUCCUGCAUUCCUCCUUAUGUGGGGGAAAUAACCACUCCAAGUGUGAGGAACUUUUGGGCCAAUGUGCCCACUUUUUUCGUUUAUAUUGGAGGAUUUGCCAUCACCACUCUUGGAAGCUACUUCAACGUCCGAACAACUGCCUACAUCUGCAUAGGGCUGCCCAUCGCCUACUUCAUCCUGGUGCUUGUCCUCCUGCCAGAGUCCCCCUACCAGCUUAUUAAAGAAGGAAAGCUGGAGGAGGCAAAGAGGAGCAUCCAGUGGCUGCAACGAAAGGAGGACGUCAAUCAGGAGUUCUUCUCCAUGAAGGCGGACGUCGAGAGGCAAAUUUCUGAAAGUGGAACCUGGUGCGACAUGGUCCGAAUCCCUACCAACCGAAACGCGCUGAAAGCGGGAGUAUUUGUGCGCCUCUCCCAGCAGUUUUGCGGCAUCUCCACCUUCGCCACCUACACGCAGACGAUUUUCCAGAAAGCCGGUGGAAAUCUCAGUCCCCAGGGAUCUUCGAUGAUCUUCACUGGAGUGGUGGCGGUCUUCAACAUCGCCGCCACAUUCUUCGUAGCCCGGAUGGGCAGGAGAACCUCCUACUUCUACUCCCUGCUGCUCUCCGCAAUGGUGCUCUUGGGCAUCUCCAUCUACUUCUUCAUCGAGCAGUUCCAGCUGGCCAACUUGGAGAAGCUCAACUGGUUUCCAUUGGCGGCCCUAAUCACCUUCGUCAUCACCUACUCCUUAGGACUGGGUCUGGUACCCACUCUUAUGCUUGGGGAACUUUUCUCGGCCAGCAUCAAGUCCAAGGGCUUGGGAAUUCUGGUCUGUGUCUUCGGAAUAGGAGUGAUGGUUUCCAUUAAUCUCUUCCAUGUGAUGACGGCAUAUGUGGGGCUGUACUCUCCUUUUCUACUUUACGCCAUUUGUUGCUUCAUCUCAACUUUUCUCACGUUGAGGUGGGUGCCCGAGACCAAGGGGAAGACGCUGGAGGAAAUCCAGCAAUCUCUUAAGAGUCCUGUUAAAUAAACCGUUUUUUUGCCUGUUA